Bacidia gigantensis is the source of this 1884-nucleotide messenger RNA. RefSeq lists its product as uncharacterized. Lineage: Eukaryota; Fungi; Ascomycota; Lecanoromycetes; Lecanorales; Ramalinaceae. Bases 1 to 1884 code for a protein of 627 amino acids. The record is from RefSeq and is a predicted model, not a curated record. The transcript has a single exon.
AUGGCUCAAACUCGGUCAGGAAGAGAGUCUAAACCCUCACUCAAAGCGAGGGAGGCUUUGGCAAACUCCCAAGCAGUAAAAAAGACCGUCAAAAAGAAGAGUCCCAAGGCAGAGCGUUCGGCAGAUGCAGAUGCUGGGGGAGGGUCUAAAGCUGCUGCUUCCGGGCGUACUUCGACGACUGGUUCAAAGCCGGAACAGAAAAACUCUGCCCCGAAAAAGCAGAACUCUGCACAACAAGCCCCAACUUCAGCAGCUAACCACAAUGAUAAGCAUAAAGAUACUUCAGAUUAUGAUGCACGUAAAGGCAAAGAUCGCCAAAGACUCGGGGAUCUGGCGACUGCCGAACUCAGUACCUCGAAAAGUGGCAAUCAGCGCAAAGCAAACUCGCCUCCAGAACGACCGUCUCUAGCUAAUGAUACGGCAGACCUCGCAGCGGAGCAUCCCAGCCCACCCAAGAAACAAAGUCUUCCGUCAAGGGAUUCUCAAAUUCCAAAAUCAAAGCCGAAAGGUGUGAAGGAGAGAACUAAGGUAAGGACGCCUCGGAAGAAGCAGAAUGGUACAAUGAAAAAUCAUCGUCCACUUCAAAAUACCGAGGACCCUAGUGACUCUAUGACUGAGGAGGUAAGUUCAAGCCCGAACAAUAGUAGCUCUUCAAAGCGAAACGGAAAGGCCCGAAUCAAGGAUACGACGUACCAACCAAGCACUUCAGUGGACAAUGACGACCACUGGUCGGAACCGUCUCCACAAUCAGAGACACAUGCCAGUAGUCGUCCGCAAGCUGACAGGAAGGAUCACGUGCACUUCAGACCACAUUGGAAAUAUGACAGGGAUCCUGGCAGUUACAGGAACAACCUGGGACCACCAAAUGAGAGGAACAAGAAGAUGCACAGGGAAAGGAACAUCGAAAGGAUCGAAGUGAAAAAACGAAAACGUAACAAAAAGACCGCUUCAACGCAGAAAAAGGCUGCGGAAAAGAAAACAAGAGAUCCAGAAGCAGUAGACACAAGGCGAGAUGAAGAGAAGUACAGCACAGUCCUAAAUGGCAGCGAUAUCAGGAAUUUGCGCCCUCGAAGUACAUCACCAAAGUUCAUAGGGGGGAAAACCAGACUGUACGGAGUAACCAUAGCAGAUGAGAAGAAAUUCGAGCCAAUAAGUUGUCGCACUAUCAUCUGGGCUAAGAAAGCCGAGGAGAUAGACACAGAUGAACAACGAGCUACAAAAUAUCGCAGGCGUGUCUCUUUUCAAGAGCCUCUGGAAUCACCACCGUCGAGAAAUACACAGCGUCAUCCUUCUAACCCAGUGGUCAGACUUCCCAGCCCGUACACAGGUUCCAGCAUCAAUCCCAGAAAGCGAAGAGCUGAUGCUCCUACCCCUUUAGAAUUGAUGGCCCCUCAGCCAAAACGCCGUCGCAGCGGGCACGACAAGGCCCAGACACCAAGCCCUAACCAACGACGUCGAGACAAUGAGCGCGAAUGGGAGGACGAUGCCGUGGAUUAUGCUAUUGUUUAUUCUCCUGGCGUGAGCUCUUCAUCGUCAAUGAUGGACAAGAAAAUAAAAUCCAUUAAUCGGAAGAUGGCUAACAAACUUGGGAGAGAGGAAAAAGAAAAGCAGGACGUGAAGGCUCAAAAGGAGGUGGCAAAGAAGGCUGAGGCUGAGGCUGAGGCUGCUGCGAGUGAUGAACACGGCAAUAACGACGCUGCUGUCGACGUCGAAGAGACCACCACAGUGCUAAAGAGUAGACGUAAAAUUGAGGUCUCGAAGACUGUAAAGCGAAAGACUUCGUCAUCAUCACCAUCCCAACAUGAGAGGCCACAGCGAGUUCGGAAGCCGCCUAAUAAAUCCAAUCAGGGGAAGUCGAAGACCAAAGACCGUACGACGCCAUGA